This is a messenger RNA of Closterium sp. Naga37s-1, 5400 nucleotides long. The record is from the annotation of a GenBank genome assembly. NCBI's taxonomy places the organism in Eukaryota, Viridiplantae, Streptophyta, Zygnematophyceae, Desmidiales, Closteriaceae.
AUGCCGGCUUUCCUCCCGCCCCUCUUUUCCCGCCGGCCGGCAUUCCAGCCGGCAGCAUCUGCGCCAAUCGCUGCUCCGGGUACCUCCUUUCGCGUCUUCCAGCCAAUCACGUUCAGCCGACGUGGCAGCGCUCCCGCAGAGCCAUCGCCAGCAGGCGGUACGCUGCCACGUGGCCCAGGGGCUGCCCACGUGGCACGAGUCGCGCUGCUGGUCGCCGUCGCUGCUGCGCUCAUCGCGUGCGACGUGUGGGGGCUGCACCCGUGGCACAGGAACGUCGCACAGGUCGCACAGGUCGCACAGGAGGCUCGGAGUGGGCAGGGGGUGUCGCAGGCGAGGCAUCUAGGGGCGGAAGAGGGCGGGAAAACUGGUGAUACCAGUAACGUUGGUGAUAGUAGGGGGGCCAGCAGCAGCGGUGCAGUGGAGUACAGAGGGGCGCCGUGGAAGGCUGAUGUGGGGCGGUGGCUCCUGGCGUGUAGCGACCAGCUGUCGCCUGUGACUGUAGGCGAGGCGCUCUUCUUGCGGGCGUGUCCCGGCAACUGCAGUGGCAACGGCGUGUGUAACCACGAGCUGGGGGAGUGCAGAUGCCGACACGGGUUCUCAGGCCCUGACUGCUCGCAGUUGCACCUGCACCAGUGCAACCUGCCCGCAUCACCCGAGUGGCCCGUGGGUACCUGGAUGGCGUCCAUCUGCCCGGCUCACUGCGACACCACCACUGCCCUCUGCUUCUGUGGGAAUGGCACUAGGUUCCCCCACCGCCCCAUCACCCACCCCUGUGGGUUCGUGUACAGGAACCACGACUUUGUGUACAGCGAGGUGGACACAGACUUGCUCUUCCACUCCCACACCGGCUACUGCAACGCCGAUCCCCGAGUGGGCUUCCAGCGUGACUACACGGGGUGUGGCAUGUGCGAUGUGGACGGGUACUUGGGGCCCUUCUGUGAUGUGCGCGUGGAGUCAUACUGUGUUAACCAGUGCUCGCUGCACGGCACGUGCCACAGAGGGUACUGUCAGUGUUCGCACGGUUUCUUUGGCAUUGACUGCAGCGUGCCAUCCGCUUUCACUCCUCGUGCGCUCUUCACGCACCCAUCUGAAUCGCUCCAGCUGGAUUCGCCGCACGCUGAUGUGGCAUCAAUGGCUGCCAACGCGUCAUUAGCUGGCAAGGACGGGGGAAGAGGCAGCGGAAGCAGCAUUGGAGACCCAGAUGGUGUCAUUUCCACGCCUGGCGAUGCUGCAGGCAGCACCCCUCCUGGUGAUGUGCAGCGCCGUGUGCUGCAUGGUGCAGGCGGGGAGGAGACACACCAUAGACUACGGGCCCAACUUGCUGCUGCUGCUGAGGGUUCUUCUACUAAGGCUUUUGCUGCUGCCGCUGCCACUGCUGCUGCUACUGCAGGCGCCAAGUCAGGGUGGCAGACGAGAGUGGUGAACCUGGCAGCGCAGCGGCAGGUGAAGCCAUUCGUGAGGAGGGAGUGGGAGCAGCGGCGGGGCAACGCGGCAAUGGGCAGCAGCAGCAGCAGCAGCAGCAGCAGCAGCAGCAGCAGGCGGUGGGUGCGGCGGCGGCGGCCGCUGAUCUACGUCUACGACCUGCCGGGGGAGUUCACGUUUCACCACAUGGAGGCGAGGAAGAUUCGUGCGUACUGCACCACUCGGCUGUAUGGCAUGCGCAAUGAGACGCUGUACAACUACUUCCAGCUCUAUGGCAUGGAGGUGGCAGUCCUGGAGUCGCUGCUGGCCAGUCCCCACCGCACCACCAAUGCAUCGGCAGCGGACUACUUCUUUGUGCCCGUGAUGGGUGCGUGCAUCACCGCCCGGGCUGACGACUCUCCUGCCACUUCUAUGCAGGGCAAGUUCAAGAACCGGCGGUCGUACUUUGCAGCGGACCACUACCAGCGAGCCCUGGAGCACAUCCGAUCCGCCUACCCCUUUUGGAACAGAACACAAGGCCGUGACCACAUCUGGACCUUCCCCUGGGACGAGGGUGCCUGCAACGCCCCUAAAGACGUGUUUAACGGCAUCAUGCUAUCGCACUGGGGCAACACCAUGGCCGCCCACAACCACUCCACCACCGCCUAUCUCCUCGACAGCUGGCACGACAUCCCGCCAGCGCUGCGCGGGCGGCACCCGUGCUUCGACCCGCUAAAGGACGUGGUCAUGCCGGCCUUCAAGCCGCCUAACGCGGAGCACCUCAGGGGGCGGCUGUGGCUCAAUCCAGUGGAGCAGCGGCAGCGGCUGUUCUUCUUUGGAGGCAACUUGGGACUCAACUUCUCCCACGGCCGCCCCGAGGCCAACUACAGCAUGGGCAUCCGGCAGCGAGUGGCGCUGUACUUUGCAUCGCAGCCCAACGUGCAGGGCCACGUGGGACUGCUGUCUCACCCUGACGUCCUCGUGCUGCCAGGGCCCGUCCCCGACUAUGCACAACAGCUCGCCUCAGCGCGCUUCUGCGGGGUGUUCCCAGGAGAUGGCUUCAGUGCACGCAUGGAGGACAGCCUGCUGCACGGCUGCAUCCCCUGCAUCAUCCAGGAUGGCAUAGAGCUGCCGUUUGAGAAUUUCCUGGACUACCCAUCAUUCACAGUGCGAAUAGCAGAAGCCGACAUUCCCAACCUCGUCACCGUUCUCAACUCCUUCUCAUCCCGCCAAGUGCGGGCAAUGCAGCGGGCGGCGAGCCUUGUCUGGAUGCGGUGGUUCUACCGGUCGGCAGUGCUGCUGGAGGCGGGGCGGCAGAGGGCACAGGGGAAGGAGGUGGGAGAGUGGGUGGCGGAUUUGGAUGGCAUGGAAGGGGAUGAUGCGGUCGACACACUCCUGCAGAUAUUGCAUAUGAAGCUCUCACCUCGCCUUCUGCGGGUUUCCCGGCCGUUAGGAUCCCCGUGCCGCGCCGCAAGUUCCGGCGACAGAAGCGGCGAGGAUCGCGGAGAUGCACCGAGUGACGCCAAUAGUAAUGCCGGUUCAGGAGCCGGAGGGAGCUCUUUAAAAGCGAAGUCGCUGGAUGGGGUAGUGGAGGAGAUUAAGGAGGAGUUUAGGACGGACGUCCGCGACGCGCAGAUUCUGCUUGCAGCGAUCCGAGCAGCCGUGAUCGUGGCAGUAGAAAAUAUUUUCGGGUCUGCCCGCGAGCAAGCAGCAGCAGUGAAGCGGCGCGGCCUGCCAAAGCUGCUGGCUGCGAAGCGGUGGCACAAAGUGGACCAAUGGAAGAACCCCCAGUCGUGGACGGUGCUACGGUGGGCUGUAGCGGCACUCUACCUCGCUGCUACAGUCGUCUUCUGCCGGGCGGCGGGUCGCACUGUAGCUGCCAGGCUGGCGAGCCGGCCUGCCUCGGUGGAGCGGUUUUUGGAGUUUGCCAUCCCAGAACCCACCCCUGAAAACGUCCGCCUUGUGCGGGAGCAGCGGUGGAGGGCGCAGGCGCCGCCAGGGCUAUCAGUGGUGAAGUGGAGGAUGGACCGCGAAGGGCGGUGGGAGAAGGACCCUUCCUUUGUGGGCGAGACCGCGUGGCAGCAUGAGGGAGACCUGGACCGUUCCACAUCCACUGGGCUGCUGACACGUGGCAGUGACAAUGCUAGUGCUACGAGCGGCAGUGUCACGGCUGCUGCUUCCACCACCAUCACCAGCGGCAGUGGCAGCAAGGGCGGGUGGAGGGAGCGGUUGCAGCGGUGGGAGGAAGCAGUGACGGAGGGCGAUAUCAAGGACCUGUUUGAAGAGCCGUCCAGCCGGUACGAGUACGUGUACGAUUGGGAUCUGAUUCAGGCGCAGCAGGAGGAGGAGAUGGCGAGGCGGGCGCGGGGGGAGGGCGAGGCGGACAGCCCCGCCGUGUGGCUGCAGCGGCGGUGGUGGAAGUACCGACCAGGCAUGCCGUACGUGUGGCUGCUGCACAAGAUACAGACCAACGAGGUGGAUGCAGCGGUUUUCACGGCUGACAUGCGCCGGCUCUAUGUCACCAUGAAGGAAGGGUUUCCUGCUGAGUUCAAGGUGGACAUCCCAAUAGACCCCUUCCUCUACCCCUCGCUGUUGCUCAAGGGGGUCAACGUGGACAUGCUGCCGCGCUCGCGCCUCUUCUUCCUGCGCGGGGUGGCCGCCCUGCUGCCCUCGCUGAUGCUGCUGGGCGGCAUCGGGGCGGCGCAGACCGUCUUCAAGCGGCGAGUGGACGAGAAGAUCCAUGAUUACAUCUACAUGGACCGCUCGCAGCUGCUGCUGCCGGAGGACGUGCACAGGGAGGGGCAGCGCAGUGCAUACGACGAUGUGGUGAUGGCGGAUGACAUCUGGGAGGUGCUGGAGGAGGUCAUGGCGUACAUGCGCGACCCCAUGGCCUUCCACUCGCAGGGCAUCAAGCUUCCCAGAGGCAUCUUGAUCAGCGGCCCACCGGGCACGGGCAAGACGCUGCUGGCGCGGUCCAUUGCGCGCGAGUGUGGGCUGCCGUUUGUGUUCACGUCGGGGGCGGAGUUUGUGGAUUCCACAUCGGAGAGUGGGCUGGAUAAGGUGUUCAACAUCUUCUUCACUGCGCGCGCCAAUGCGCCGGCAUUCCUGUUUGUGGACGAGAUCGACGCCCUGGCGGGCAAGAGCGUGCUCAAGGACCCCGAGAGGCGCGACGUGUACGAGGAGUUUCUGGCCGAGCUGGACGGCGAGGAGGAGCACACAGACGUGGACCGCUUUUCUCUUCGACAGUCGGUGAUUCUGAUAGCGGCCACCAACCGCCCGGACGAGUUGGACGAGGGGCUGACCAAGGCGGGGCGCAUCGACCGUGAGAUCCACGUGGGGCUGCCCAGCGAGGAGCAGCGCAUCGCCAUCUUUGGCGUUCACUCCCGCAACCGAUUGCUUGAUCCUUCUGUGGACUUCUCCAAGGUUGCCUUCCGCACGAUUGGUUUCUCAGGCGCCGAUAUCCGCAAUCUGGUGAACGAGGCGGGCAUCAUGGCGGUGAGGCGCGGGCACACAGUGAUCGAGCAGGGUGACGUCGUGGCAGCGCUGGACAAGCAGCUCUUCGAGAGCCUCGGGAUCUCCAUGACUGACGAUGAGCAGCAGAGAUUGUUUGCCAAGGUCCCAGCGGAGGUGAGGAGGGUGCUGGCAGUGCACGAGGCGGGCCACGUGCUGCUCUCACACCUCUUCCCCGCCUUCGACUGGCACGCCUUCACCCACAUCCUCCCCGGCGGCCAGGAGCGGGCACUGUCAGUGUUCUACCCGCGGCAGGAGAUGCUACUCAAGGGCAGCACGAGUGUGGGGUACCUGCACAUGCAGAUGGUGGUGGCGCAUGGCGGCAUGUGUGCCGAGCGCCUCGUGUUUGGCGACGACCAUGUCACGGACAACGGCCAGGACGACCUCAUGAAGCUGUCGCAGGACGAUCUCAUAAGGCUCUCGCAGGCGAAAUAUGUUGUUUCGAGUGAGAAACGCAACUUGAGUAAGAGUAUGAUGUUUGUGUUUUGA